Heteronotia binoei (common prickly gecko) is the source of this 3686-nucleotide messenger RNA. RefSeq names its product tripartite motif containing 8 (gene TRIM8). The transcript is spliced from 7 exons. Bases 1274 to 2929 code for a protein of 551 amino acids. NCBI's taxonomy places the organism in Eukaryota, Metazoa, Chordata, Lepidosauria, Squamata, Gekkonidae. The record is from RefSeq and is a predicted model, not a curated record.
UAUUUAAAUAUAUAUAUCUAUAUAUGUAUUUAUCUAAAGGGGGGGAACCCAAGAUGGCUGGAGGUGGCUGUGAGGAGCAUGUAGGGUUUUUUUAAUCUAAUGAUAAAAGCUAAAAGGCACAGCAGCUGCGGCUGUAUAAACUCAAUUUAGAGCCCUCCCCUUCCCUCCUCCUUCUCUCCCCCCCCCCCCACUGACACAUCAGGCACACACUUUGCAGGGUGGUGCCAUCCACCGGGCCUCCCCCCCUCUUCUUUAACAGAUUUGUUUCUGUUUUCUCUAAUUAAAAAUAUUCACCAGGGUUUUUUUGUUUUGUUUUUUAAAAAAAGAGCUCAAAAUGGCUGAGGAUUGACUGAGUCUGCCUGGAAUUGUACAUAUCAGCAGUUCCCUUUAAGCCUCUGAGUGUCUCUUUUCUCCCCCCUCCCCUUUGCAGGCUGGUUCCAAAAGGAGAAAUAGCUUUCAUGUCAGAAGGAAAACAGAGAAGCAAAGGGGAAGAGGCGGGGGCUGGGCUCUUCAUUAGCAGUUGAGAAAUUCCUUUUCAGUUUGAUCAAGGCAUACUUGUUUUCCUUCCAGCAAGAGCAACCCAUCACUCUCAAAAGACUGAGGAUUUUGGAGAGGGGAGUCCUGUUUCCAUUUUAGUCUUAUUAAAAUCACAACCAAGACUGAUUUUGAGAAGAAGAAAUCCCAGGGUGUACAGGGAGCAGGUUGAUUCUCUUGGUUGAAUUCAGUGGUUUCCAGCCUCCUUUAUUCCCCCCCCCCCUUCUCAUUCCUAUUUGUGAAAGGAGCAAAGGAUGGGAGGGUCCCUUUGGCUCUGGGCUGGAAUUUCAUCUGAAUGACUGACCCGUCUUCCUACUGAGAUUGCACUGUCCCAGCGCCAGCAAAGAUUUUUUUCCCCCCUGCACCAUUCAACUGCUUUAGAAACUAAUUCUGAUUUUUUUUCUUCUGCUUUUUAAAAAAACUCCCAUUUGGAUUUUCUCUCUUUGUUGUUAAUUUAAAGAAAGAAUUCUCUUGGGUUUAGUCAGGAGGGAUAAAAACUCUUAAAUAUUGAACAUUGGACAGAAAGCUGUCAUAACAUACUGAAUUCACAGUUUUAACUUGGGCAGCUUAUAUGGAACUUGGACUCCCUCCUUCUGGAUUUUGUAUGGAUUAUUUUUGGUUUUGGCAACUUAGUGGCCUUUCUCUUGCAAAAGUGGAGAAUCAUCAUCUGCGCCGGUAGACCAAAAAUUGACUUUUUAAAAGAGAAUUUUCUUAAACAGAAAUUUCUGUGGUGUGAGAUAUGGCUGAAAACUGGAAGAACUGUUUUGAAGAAGAACUUAUAUGUCCCAUUUGUUUGCAUGUCUUCGUGGAACCUGUUCAGCUUCCUUGUAAGCACAAUUUUUGUAGGGGAUGCAUAGGAGAGGCAUGGGCCAAAGAGACAGGGCUGGUGCGUUGUCCUGAAUGUAACCAGGCCUAUAACCAAAAGCCCAACCUUGAGAAGAACUUAAAGUUGACCAACAUCGUAGAGAAGUUCAACUCGCUCAACCUGGAAAAGACCCCAACAGUCUUACAUUGUGUUUUCUGCCGCCGGGGGCCACCUUUGCCUGCCCAGAAGAUCUGUUUGAGGUGUGAGGCUCCAUGCUGCCAGUCCCAUGUUCAGACACACCUGCAGCAGCCCUCCACAGCACGUGGGCACCUCCUGGUGGAGGCGGAUGACGUCAGGGCCUGGAGCUGCCCCCAGCACAAUGCCUACCGGCUGUACCACUGUGAGGCUGAACAGGUUGCAGUUUGUCAGUUCUGUUGUUACUACAGUGGGGCACACCAAGGACACUCCGUAUGUGAUGUGGAGAUCCGGCGCAAUGAGAUCAGGAAAAUGCUUGUGAAGCAGCAAGACCGUCUGGAAGAGCGCGAGCAAGACAUUGAGCAGCAGCUGUACAAAUUGGAGUCUGACAAGCGGCUGGUUGAAGAGAAGGUGAACCAGCUGAAGGACGAGGUGCGCCUACAGUAUGAGAAGAUGCACCAGAUCCUUGAUGAGGAUUUGCGCAAGACUAUGGAGAUCCUAGACAAGGCUCAGGCUAAAUUCUGUAAUGAGAAUGCUGCCCAGGUGUUGCACCUCAGUGAGCGCAUGCAGGAAGCUAAGAAGCUGCUCAGCUCCGUUCAGGUCAUGUAUGACAAGACCGAGGACAUCAACUUCAUGAAGAAUACCAAGUCGGUGAAAAUCUUAAUGGAUAGGACCCAAAACUGCACAGGAGGCAGCCUGCCCCCUCCCAAGAUUGGCCAUCUCAACUCCAAGCUCUUCCUGAAUGAGAUUGCCAAGAAGGAGAAACAGUUGAGGAAGCUGCUGGAAGGUCCUUUCAGCACCCCGGUGCCCUUCCUGCAGAGCAUUCCCAUGUACCCUUGCAGUGUCAGCAACUCAGGAGCUGAGAAACGCAAGCAUGCCACGGCUUUCCCAGAAGGUAGCUUCCUGGAGCCAUCCUCGGGACCUGUUCCCAGCCAGUAUGUGAGCCAGGGGGCUUCAGCUGGUGAAGGCCAGUCUGCACAAUCCAUGGUGCCUUGUAGCUCCACCCAGCACAUAGUAGGACUCCCCAGUGGCCCCCAGCCUGUUCACUCCAGCUCGAUGUUCAACCCUUCCCACUACCCCAACAGCACAUCAUCUCAGCAGUCUGUGCUGUCUCAGUAUGGUGGGCGCAAAAUCCUGGUCUGCUCAGUGGACAACUGUUACUGUUCCUCAGUAUCCAAUCACAGUGGGCAUCAACCAUACGCCCGGUCGGGUCACUUUCCAUGGACAGUGUCAUCCCAGGAGUAUUCCCACCCACUCCCACCUGCUCCAUCUGUACCUCAGUCACUUCCGGGAUUGGCAGUGAGAGAAUGGAUUGAUGCAUCUCAGCAACACGGACGGCAGGAUUUCUAUAGAGUUUAUGGUCAGCCUUCCACCAAACACUAUGUCACCAGUUAACCAUCUGGCUUGAAUAGAAUCUUGCUGAUUUUUGAAGUUUUUUUAAGUCUAGAAUUGGUUGUUCUUUUUAAAUCAAAUCCAUUUCACUUAUCUCUACCACAUGCCGCUGUCUGAGAGGGAUAUUGCUGUCUUCUCUAGUUUUAAAUUAAUUUUUUAAAAGUCCUCCCUUGUACCAGGAUUGGGGCAGGAGGGGAGCUGCAGAAGAAAUUAACAAGGAUUCCAAUCAAGCAUCUACUUCUGGAUCAUGUGACCUUGCUACCUUACAGUAUGGAAAACUUUUAAAAGGGACAAACAAUCCUUUUCAUUUUCAAAGUCUCUAGGCUCUUUGGUUUUGCUUUUAAAAUUCUUUUUCCUUCCCAUUUUUUAAGAAUUUCUAUCAUUGAUUCAUUAAAAAUGAUACUUGUAGAUUUUUUAAAGGCUUUUUUAUGUUAAAAGGCCACGUAUCAUGCAUAUUGGCAUUUUUCUUCUUUCAGAGAUUUGUAAAUACACAAUGGCAGAAAUGAAAUGCACAAAAAAAGGGAAAAGAAACUUUUAAAAAAAUAAGAAAUUAAAAAAAAAUCUGUUUUAGUUUCCUGGAGGGAAGUGUGCGCCAAGAUGGACACAUUGCUUCCUAUGUUUCGUUGAUGCAACUUCCUCUAACAAGCACUUUGUAUUAAAAAAAAGUGAACUUCCUGUUAUAAGGCGCAGGUAUUUAUUCUGUAACCAAUUUUAGAACACACACAAAAAUAUUCAAAUAAAUGUGAUCACUUAGUGCAAA